GCUGGCCGGGGCUGGGAUGACGACGACUCUUGGAGUGCAACUUCGUGGCAAAGCUCCUCUACGGACACGUGCCGCUGGGAAAGGAAGGAUCCAAGCAUGCAUCGGAUGACGAACCACCUCCAGUCAGACAAGAGUCUGAGUCGAGAUUCCUUGGAAGUUCUGCUCGAAAAGGCCUACGAGGGUUUCUCGGAUGAGAGUGAUCCCGAUGUGGGCCCUCCGUCUGAGGGCAAGGAGUCGCGAGGCUCCUUGAAAAGCCUCGAUUCGGCAACCACCCUGGAACUGGGAAGCAUGAGCAGGGAGAGCUUGGAGGAUGAGGUCGCGGACACUUUGGUGGACAAAGGGAUUGAGCUUGACGAUGGCUCGGCCGACAAGCUCCCCAAGAUCACAGUUCAGGAGGACGGCCGGGCUCUGCCGAGCACGGUUCAGGAGGGCGAGAAGCAAGUCCCGCAGAACACGGUUCAGGUCGAAGCCGAGAAGCAAGUCCCGCAGAGCACGGUUCAGGAAGCCGAGAAGCAAGUCCCGCAGAGCACGGUUCAGGAAGCCGAGAAGCAAGUCCCACAGAGCACGGUUCAGGAAGCGGAGAAGCAAGUCCAGCCGCAGAGCACGGUUCAGGAAGCGGAGAAGCAAGUCCAGCCGCAGAGCACGGUUCCGGAAGCCGAGAAGCAACUCCAGCCGCAAAACACGGUUCAGGUGCCGGAGAAGCAAGUCCAGCCGCAGAGCACGGUUCAGGAUCCCGAGAAGCAAGUCCAGCCGCAGAGCACGGUUCAGGUGCCCGAGAAGCAAGUCCAGCCGCAGAGCGGUGCAGACACGGCUGCUGGAGGCGGACAGAUGGUCAAGCAAGAGCCGGAGUCCGACGAUUGGCGAAGGGACAAGUACGGGAAGUUGCUAGGUCCAGCUGCUCUCUAUGCCCGAUUCUAUCGCACUGGGAGGAGCCUGGUUCUCAGGAAUGCUUCGUUCGGUAUCAAGGGCCCCAAAUCGCCGCCGGAAGUUCGGGAGAAGAUGGCUGAUGCUGAGCGAAGCGAGGACCUCGCAAACGACCUCUACGCACGCCACAAGGAGCUGGAAAUGACGUUGCUGAAGGUCUUUGACACGAUCAAGGACAUUUCCGACAAGAAGUUCACGAAUUCCGCCGACAUGCAGAUCGAAGCAAACGAUGUGGACGAGAACGAUGUGCACACAGCGAUGGAUGCUUUGCUCGAUGAAGAGAUGCCGGAGUCGAGCCUGCAGCCUGGGAAGCCCGGGAACAACGAUAACCAAAAGCCGAAGCCGCAGCCGAAGCCGAAGAAGGAAAAAACGUGGAGGGAGAAGGCCCAGGAUGCGGACAAGCGGGCCAACAAGGAAAUCAUCGACUAUGCUGGCUUCAAGCAGAUCCUGUCCUCGCCGGCUGCUGGUGUGGCGAGCAACAUGAAGGCCGCCAUUUUGGCGGAUGUGGAUCCCGCCAAGAUCCACCUGGAGCAGGUCAAGUACAAGGUGGCAACAGCAAUCGGGCAGAAGGUUUCGGAAGUGAAGAUGGAGCCCCUUUUCCGUGAGCUGGAGGCCGCAUUGCAAAAGUUCAAGACGGUUUCCGAGCCAGUUCGUGCGGCUGAGAGGAAGGUUGCUGCAUCAGAAAAGCCUCCAAAGGCUACCGCAAAAGCCAAGGCGAAGGGUAAGGUGGCGGCAAAGUAG
Symbiodinium sp. CCMP2592 is the source of this 1665-nucleotide messenger RNA. Lineage: Eukaryota; Dinophyceae; Suessiales; Symbiodiniaceae. The record is from the annotation of a GenBank genome assembly.